This is a messenger RNA of Lottia gigantea (owl limpet), 399 nucleotides long. RefSeq lists its product as hypothetical. Bases 1 to 399 code for a protein of 132 amino acids. The transcript is spliced from 2 exons. NCBI's taxonomy places the organism in Eukaryota, Metazoa, Mollusca, Gastropoda, Lottiidae. The record is from RefSeq and is a predicted model, not a curated record.
AUGCCUACGGAACAGAAAGCUCUCGCCGAUUCGCUAAAAUCAACAGUGAGAAAAAGGGCAAAUUUGAGAAGUUUGUUUACGAGGGAAGAUAAACGCGUCUGUUCUAUCAUUGAGAGCCAAGAUAUGGAUGGUGUUCAACUAUUAAAAGUAAUUCAGAACAAACUGGUGAAAUCCAAGGAACAAUUACAUCGUUUGGAUGAGGAAAUUCAAGAUUUACACAUGCAAAUGGAUCGCAGUGACUUGGCUGAUCAGGAUUUUGAAGAAUGUGACAUCUUGUACGACAAUCAUGGAUUAAUCAUGAAUAAGAUUGCUGAUUUCCUGUCCAAAGUUAGUUCAAAAACAUCAACUCCAACGAUUUUUGGAACAGAUGUAUUCCAUUUCAAGAGAAAAACUUUGUAA